Molecule: messenger RNA, 1086 nt
Organism: Venustampulla echinocandica
Lineage: Eukaryota; Fungi; Ascomycota; Leotiomycetes; Helotiales; Pleuroascaceae
Exons: 2
Coding region: 1-1086 (361 amino acids)
Source: RefSeq, a predicted model, not a curated record
AUGGCAAACCACGGUACCACAAGACCAGGAGAGUGGCCAGCAAACAAGCGACAGAAGACAACGCAUAAAACACCUGCGUUGCCCCAAGUGAUUGUCAUCUCACACGAGCUCCAACCAGACAUGCGCGUGACCGUGUUCGACAUUGAAUUCCACGUCGAUUCUGCCUCCAUGAGAGCUCAUUCGGCUUUCUUUCGGACUUUUCUAGACUCCCCAGACAAAGUUGCACGAGAGAAAGCGGCUCUUGCCACUCCAGAAUCCGCAGCACAAUCCCAGUCAGCCAAAUUCAAGUAUGACUGGGUUACGCAAAUUGAUGAAGAUAAGAGCUCCUGGCAUUUGGCCACAGCCGAGUGGGCAUUGGAUGAACGGUCUGAUUACAAUGAAUUCGAAGGCGACUGGAAACAUCAGCAGACCGUGUUUAACAUGCUCCUCUGCGCGAUUCAUGGCGAGCCAUACUAUCUUACAUACGCUGAGCUCGUGACUCUCGUUGGUUUGGCGGACUAUUAUCGAGCGCUUCCGAUCUUGAGCCGCACUCUUGAUGAGUCGUUCGAAAGAAACCCUUCCUUGGGAGUCGAAAUCGAGUGGCACUGUGUGGAUGCAUUUGUUUUAGCCGACAAGUUGCGACAUGCACCGUUAUUCAGAGAAUGUCUUGUGUAUCUUCUCGGUCCCUGGCAGAACCCUCGGUAUCUUGAGCUGGAAGAUCGAAAGCUCUGGAAGAUCGCUCACAACGCAUAUAACGAGAUAUGUGCUAAGAUCGCUGAUGUACAGGAGGUGAUUAUUCCUGUUUAUUCAAUGUUGUCCAGUUGGGAAAUCAGCCACGAUGAGUUGGAGAGAAUUGCUCGCAGCAGUAUCGACCAGCAUCAAAUGAUAAAUUUGCCUAUGUAUUACAGGAAACUUUCCGACGAGGUGCGUUUUGCUCGGGAUGCAGCAGAGAUAAAAAUGCUACUCAACGACUUACUUGAAAAUAACCUAAAGUUAUCGCCUUUUCGCCUUCGGAAGGCGGGUGAAGACAUGUUAUCUGACAGUUUCUUAUGUGGCGAGAUCGACGACGAUGAUCUGCCCUGGGACUUAGAGGAGACAGACUGGUGA